AUGAGAACAUAUCCUUUAGUGGUCAGCACCCAUGCUGUGGCCCUGCUGAGGAAACUCAAUUUUCAGAGAAUGGAGGGGCAAUUUUGUGACUGUGUGAUUCGACAACAUCUGAACCCGGUGAAACUUUAUCUGGCCCACAAAAAUGUCCUGUCAGCUUCUAGUCCCGUAUUGGCUUCCCUUCUCCCCAGUAAAGGUGCACUGCUGGACUUGCAGUUUCCAUCCCCUUCGACUGAAAUUCUAGGGUCUCUUUUGGAAUUUAUCUACACUGGGACACUACCCCCACCAGAUCAGGAUGAAUCUAUUCUCUCUGCUGCUACUUAUCUGCAAAUGGAGGAACUCCAGAAGGCUUUAAUAAGAAGGAGCAGACUGGACACAACACCUGUGUCUGACUGCACUGUUGCAGGUAAAAUGAUCCAUCUAUUAAUUAUUUAAAUUGUGUAAGAAUAAUAUCACAUUGUUGUUCUAAUUUCUAAAAUCAUCUAUUCUUUCUCAUUUCUAUGUUCAUUCGUCCAGCAGACAUAAAACCCAAUCUAAAGAGGGAAUGUUCAGAUCAGCAGCAAAACAAGACGAAUGAACAUUCUCUAUCGCACUGCACACCAUCCCCUCUAAGUUGUGAAGUCGUCCCCGUCAUAUGCCAUGUCAGUACAACUGGAAAGCCUUCUCUAUUGUCAGAACCCAGACCUGAAAGCAGAAAAUUGAACAUUGAGUUUGACGUGACCAGAAAGGAGGCAGGAGUCAGUGAGAGAAAGGUGACACUUGGCCCUGGACACAAUUUAAAGCACUAUAGAUUACAAAAGGAUGUUAAUUAUGAGGCAGCUUUAUAUGAGUCACAACCAAAACAAAUAAAGAUUGUAUCUGGCAGUGCAGGCUCCAAUGUCCAGGAUCUGCCCAUGGCUGCCCCAGAGGAUGCUGCAUAUUAUAAAGGAAGGCGUCAAAGGGAGUUGGAUGGAAAAUCUGUAUUACAAAGUUCUGGGAAUGCUAUCCUGACACAUACUGUUGUAUGUUCAGAAAUUGGUGAGGAGGAUGAUACUGGAAACACCACAAAUCAGGAAGUUACAUCCCACUUCAAUACUUCAAGUCAUGACUCCAGGAUUCAUAGUUGUCCUCACUUAGAUAAAACUUCCAAAGGUAGUAACAGUGAGGGGUUUUCUACAAUAGAUCAGUUAGAGUCAAACAAAGAGAAAUGUUUUAAAUGCCACCCCACACGGCAAUUAGAAAAUAUUUCAGCCGCUAAUGAGUACAUCCCUGAUAAUGCCAAAGAAAACACCCCUAUGGGUAAAUUCAAGGAUUUAUGGAGUUCAAAGGUCACCAGUGGAUAUUGUCCCCAGGGCGACGAAACAAAAUGCUUUCAGAGUGCCUCUAGAUUAAAUCUAUGGACUAAGGCAGCGAGCUACUCUACACUAAACCCCAAAUUAUCUGAGGAGGUAACAUCAAACGAGAGCAGAAGUGAUAUCAAGGGCAGUAACACUAACACCAACGAAAUGGAAACGUAUCAAGGACAAGUUCGCUAUCACUAUCUUGCAAGGGAAAAACAUCACCCUGUACAAUCCAGUGACUCAGACGACGAUGGUCUGUAUAGUGCUAUGGCUAACUCUGACCUCCGAGAAGGUCUUGGCAUAAAUGUCAAAGCCAGCGCCUCAGAUUUCGUUUUACUGGACAUUUCAGCCAAACAUCCCUCGGCAGGAUACCCUGACUCCAAUGGGAGUCAGCUGAGUGUGCCUGCCUCUGCCUCUGCCUCUGUCCAGCCUUACCAGUGCACUAUGUGUGAUAGGGCCUUCAGCCAGCGAGGCUCCCUCAACAGACACAUGCGCUCCCACCUGGGUGUUAGGCCCUACUCCUGCCCCCAGUGUCCCAUGACCUUCUCCAGACAGUACCGGGUCACUGAGCACAUGCGCGUCCACCAACGGGGCUGCGAGGACCUUCAGAGGACAGGCCCCACCUGA
This is a messenger RNA of Coregonus sp. 'balchen', 1943 nucleotides long. The record is from the annotation of a GenBank genome assembly. NCBI's taxonomy places the organism in Eukaryota, Metazoa, Chordata, Actinopteri, Salmoniformes, Salmonidae.